AUAACGCGCCAGCCAGAUUACCAAUUCAAGAAGAAGCUGCAGUAAACACACAAAUAGAAGAGUGGUUAAUAAAUGGAAUUAUUAGAAAAUCGUAUUCAGAAGUGGCAAGCAGAGUGGUAGUGGUUAAGAAGAAAUGCGGGUCAUAUAGAUUAUCGUCAAUUAAACACAAUAGUUUUAAAAGACUGUUUUCCAGUACCGAUAGUUGAAGAUAUGCUAAUGAAGUUGGGUGAUGCGAGGUAUUUUAUUGUCAUAGACUUAGAAAGCAGUUUCUUAUACGUACCGAUUGAAGAGGAUAGUAAAAAAUAUAUAUAGAGCUUUCGUAACUAAAUGGGGUUUAUUUGAAUUUAAUAAUGCACCUUUCGGGUUCUGUAACUCAUCGGCCAACUUUAUAAAAUAUAUAACAAAUAUAUUUCAAGACUUGAUUUACAGUGAGGUGUUGGAAUUAUAUGUCGACGACAUGAUAAUCGGUGGAAAAACACCUGAAGAAUACAUAGAAAAGUUGAAAAUAGUGCUGGAAAGAGCAUUAAAAUAUGAUUUACAAUUCAAAUGGACAAAAUGUACAUUUCUGAAGACGGGAAUAGAUUUUCUAGGCAAUAGAUCGCAUUGCAAAGUGAAUCGUACAAGAACUUUAAAAUUAAAGGAGGACUCCUCUACAAAGGUACAAGUUAACAGUCUGUUUCAUAUAACGGUACUUUGCUUAAAACACACAAUUUUUGUAUCUUAAGAAGGUGCAAGGAAAAAACAUUAAACACAUUAUUCCCUUUUCAGAACUCAGUAAAAGUGCUGUUGAAAAAAGAAUUUCUGAGGUUUUAAAUAUUAUUAUCUUCCAUUACUUUACUAGCGAUUGUAUUAAAAUUGCUGAAGAAGACAUUUCUGAGUACAUAUGUUACAGCAAUAUGUUGCAGACAGCAACUUUGUCCUACACAUAAACACUAAUGAUUUCUUACAUAGCGACAGUCUCAAUAUAACCGAUUUUUGCGAAGAUAAUUUACAGGAUCCUCAGGUGAAUAAGUUUAUCAAUUUGUAAUAAAUAAUUUUGGCUAAUUUAAUUAAAUUUGCUUUCCAGGUAUCAAAACAGUUUUUACAGCAUAAACUUCCGCUUAUUAAUGAGUGUUAUAAAUGUAAAAAAAAAUUAACGAAUCAACAGAGAAUUGAUGUAGCAAAAGAGAUCAUUAAACAUCUCUUGGUGAAUCCAAAUAGAAUGUAUGCUUCACAGUUUAACAUUGCAAAAACUGGCUGAAUCGAUAUGUGAAGUUUUUACGGAAGAACUUCCAGAAACAUAUUACAAUAAAUAUUGCGAAGGAUGGCAUGCAAGUGGCAAGCUUCAUGAUGCCUACAAUAACUAUCGGACAAGAUUAGCAGCUUCUGGACUAAUUACACGAAGAUCAAAAUCUACCGGUAGACGUGUAUUCAGGGAACACAAAAACAAUAAAAUUUCUACUGAUAACGUAGAAGAUGAUAUUUUAAAUCUUGCAACGGAAGUUAAUUUUGAUGUGGCUUUGCCCCUAUGGCAAAGAACCUUUGAGUUUCGAUGCAACUUACUUAAAACAAAUAUAUCAACUUCUGAUUUUCUACAACA
Messenger RNA from Teleopsis dalmanni, 1579 nucleotides. RefSeq lists its product as uncharacterized. Lineage: Eukaryota; Metazoa; Arthropoda; Insecta; Diptera; Diopsidae. The record is from RefSeq and is a predicted model, not a curated record.